Molecule: messenger RNA, 1020 nt
Organism: Caenorhabditis remanei
Lineage: Eukaryota; Metazoa; Nematoda; Chromadorea; Rhabditida; Rhabditidae
Exons: 5
Coding region: 1-1020 (339 amino acids)
Biological process (GO): peptidyl-serine phosphorylation; endocytosis; signal transduction
Cellular component (GO): nucleus; cytoplasm
Molecular function (GO): protein serine/threonine kinase activity; ATP binding
Source: RefSeq, a predicted model, not a curated record
AUGAAUUCUGUUAUCAAACCAACCGAAUCAAACGAUGCCAACCAAUCUCAUAAUGCAAACCAGAACCAAGAUAUUACUCCCACUGUUCCCCGCGUUUACAAAACAGUUGGUAACAUAACCAUCCACAGAGAGAAAAUCGGUCAAGGCGGUUUUGGGGUUGUCCGCCAUGGAACUGUUUCAGUUGGAGGAAACAUUAUUCCUGUAGCAGUUAAGACUGAAAGAGUCACUAGAGGGUUGCGCAGUUUCACUCGGGAAGUGAAGUUCUACACUGAAGCAAACAAUUGGAAUGAGAUUGGAUUCCCAAAGUUAUUCGGGUGUACAAUGGAUGAAAAACAUGGUAUCGUCGCUAUAGAGUUGCUUGGUCCAUCGCUUUAUCAGCUGCAUCAGAAUUCUAAAAAUCAUUUCACUCUCAAAACCAUUCUUCUUCUCGCGGAUCAAAUGAUUUCACUCUUGGAAAAGCUUCAUAGCCGUAGUUACAUCCACAGAGAUCUGAAGCCCGAAAACUUUGUGAUGGGUGGUGAAGGUCCAAAUUCGGAUUUGGUACACCUGAUUGACUUUGGACAUUGUCAGAAAUAUGUGGAAGAUGACGGAUUCCACAAGAGACAUCUCAACAUUCAGUCCAUUUCCGGCACUGCACUUUUCAUGAGUAUGAACGCUCAUACCGGCUACCAGCAAUCACGAAAAGACGACAUGGAGUCUCUUUUCUUUGUCAUCGCCUACCUUACUCUAGGAAUUCUUCCUUGGGGGAGAAAUGAAUAUUCCAACCAGGCUGACCGGACAUUUCAGAUAGGAGUUGAGAAGAGACAGGAGCUCGAAAAGAUGUUGAAGAACCUCCCGGAGGCCUUCCAAAAACUUUACUACUCAAUAUGCAGGUUGGGUUUUGAUGAGACGCCGAAGUACGAAAACUACCGUAAGAUUCUUCGUGGACUAUCAGCUGAAGCCCAUUUUAAGUACGAUUACAAAUACCAAUGGAAUGAAACAUUUGAAAAUGAUCAAAACAACGGACUUGUGCAACAAUAA